Molecule: messenger RNA, 558 nt
Organism: Aplysia californica (California sea hare)
Lineage: Eukaryota; Metazoa; Mollusca; Gastropoda; Aplysiida; Aplysiidae
Exons: 5
Coding region: 1-558 (185 amino acids)
Source: RefSeq, a predicted model, not a curated record
AUGUUGAAAUGGUUAUUAUUCUUUCUUCACAGAAACAUGAGUUCUUCUGGUUUCUGGCUUGUCUACAAUAGUUUCAAGACAGAUGAAGAGUGCAAGGGACUUAGAACAGAACUGACGAAGGAAGGAUUUGAGUACACGUUGCCAAGCGACGUUUUCCAAAGGCACAGCAGCUGUGAGUUUACUAUGGCCAGCAACCUUUCCCUGGGAGAACGAGUACGCUUCAGAGUCCUCCAUUCUGAAAGUGACGUGACGCUGCGAUCAGUUGAAUAUGAUGAGGCAGGUCACAGCAAAAUUCACCCACUGCUCGACAAUGGAGAUUGGCGUCCCUACAAGUGGGUCUACUCCAGAUACCCCCUGGCUCUAACCCUGAAAAGAAGUGCUUACACAAGAAAUGGCGCGUCUUCCUUCAGCUUUGAAGUGAUCGAUACACCUGGAUGUGACGGCUCCGAGAUAACGGUGGAGGUCGACACAGACAGCCUGGACUUUAACUCUGCGGACUACCCUCAGCAGUACCAAGGGUCAGAGAUUUUUGAGAUUCCAAAUGAUUUAUUGAUUUGA